Nerophis lumbriciformis (worm pipefish) is the source of this 318-nucleotide messenger RNA. Lineage: Eukaryota; Metazoa; Chordata; Actinopteri; Syngnathiformes; Syngnathidae. The record is from RefSeq and is a predicted model, not a curated record.
AUGCGCGCUCUUGUGGUCUUGUCUCUGCUGCUGUGUGUUGUCGUGUGUUUGGGAAGUGCAAGAGCUGAGGUCAAGGCGGUGAAAUUGUGUGGCCGAGAGUUCCUGAGAGCUGUCGUGUACACCUGCGGAGGAUCUCGCUGGAGGAGGUUCCUCAUUGAGUCAGAAAUGGAUGGUGUGUCCACAGGAGAGGAGAAUAGUUUGGAAAGCAUCAAAAACCGGCCAAUGUCAGAUCUGAGUAGACGGGACAUAAACAAUGUCUUGACUACAGUGUGCUGCCAGGUUGGCUGCAGGAAGAGUGACCUCACCUUCCUCUGCUGA